Molecule: messenger RNA, 1064 nt
Organism: Prinia subflava (tawny-flanked prinia)
Lineage: Eukaryota; Metazoa; Chordata; Aves; Passeriformes; Cisticolidae
Product: ragulator complex protein LAMTOR1-like
Exons: 5
Coding region: 118-603 (161 amino acids)
Biological process (GO): cellular response to amino acid stimulus; positive regulation of MAPK cascade; endosomal transport
Cellular component (GO): membrane raft; late endosome membrane; Ragulator complex
Molecular function (GO): guanyl-nucleotide exchange factor activity; molecular adaptor activity
Source: RefSeq, a predicted model, not a curated record
ACGUGCGUGAAUGCGGGCGCGCGCGUGUCCCCGCCGCUCACGUGACCAGGGCAAAAUGUGACUCGGCGGUCACGUGAUCGCGCGGCGGGCCCGUGCCGCAGCCGGGGCCCGCUCGCCAUGGGCUGCUGCUACAGCAGCGAGGCCGAGGCCUCGGACCAGGAGGAAGAGACAAAGCGGCUGCUGGAGCCGGCAGCCAGCCCACCCGGCAAGGUGCUGAAUGGAGCGGAGCAGAGCUACCACAACCUCCCGUCGGCACGCACCGAUGAGCAGGCCAUGCUGUCCUCCAUCCUCGCCAAGACAGCCAUCAACAUCAUCGACGUGUCAGCAGCGGAUUCCCAGGGCAUGGAGCAGCACGAGUACAUGGACAGAGCCAGGCAGUACAGCACACGCCUGGCCAUGCUCAGCAACAACCUGACACACUGGAAGAAGCUCCCACUGCUGCCGUCUCUGACUAACCAACCGCACCAAGUGCUCGCCAGCGACCCUGUGCCCUUUGCAGACCUGCAGCAGGUGUCCCGGAUAGCUGCCUACGCCUUCAGCGCACUCUCACAGAUCCGUGUCGACGCCAAAGAAGAACUGGUUGUACAGUUUGGCAUCCCCUGAAUGUGCCCCCACCACCGCUUUUUCACCGCUUUGGAUUGUUUUUGGGUUUUUCCCUUUUUUUUUUCUCUGUAUCCCUUCCCUCCCCAUGCUGCUGCCACAGAACUUGGACAGAUACCCUGUUUCCUACUAAAUGCCAGGGCGUCCAUCCUUGGCACGUCCAGCCCACCUGCAUUGCUUGAGACGUUCUCCUCCUCCUCGUGGAUGGGUGUGCAUGGGGAGGAGGCUUGUCAGGGAUGAGCACAAAGGGAACAGCCAGUGUAAGGAGGCCCUGGUAUGGGUCGGCACUGUGUGCCAGGUCACCAGGACGGGUGGGCUGGAGCCGGGCAGAUGUGAUGCUCUGCGUGGGGUCUGGUGGCUCCAACACCAUCCCUUCUCCUUUUUAUGUCUUUAGACCUUUAUUUUGGUUGUUUUUUUAAUAACUAUUAUUUUUUGCCACAGUAGAUAAAGGCACGUUCAUCCAG